GUUUGGAGUAAAGGACCAUGGAGGUUCCGGGGAAGAAAUUGCAAGCAGGACCAUCUACAGCGGGCACAACCUACUGCCAGCCCUGUGAACAAGAUGACGAAAUCCUCCCUGCCGAGCUUUACUGUACCGUCUGCAAAGAGUUUUUCUGCUCUAACUGUGCAAGAGUCCAUAGAAAACAGAAGAUUUCUAGAUCUCAUCCCCUUCUUAACAAGUCCGACAUGCCGACAACUAUCAGUGUAAUAGAAGAUGAAUGUACAGAGCUUUGUGAGAUCCAUCCCAAAGAAGUCAUCAAAUACUUUUGCCCAACCCAUCACACCCUAAAUUGUGGACAUUGUGUAGUGCAUAAUCAUCGAACGUGUUAUGUUGAUGUCAUAUCAGAUGUAUCUAAGGCAUUUAAAGAUGGCCAAGAGUAUGGGGAUGUCAUAAAAGCAAUUGCCAGGUUAUUUGAAAACAUUGAUUCCUGUGCGUCUGAUGUGGAGAACAACGUUGAAGCUGUAGCAAAACUUGGUGAAAAUGAGAUUUACAAGCUGAGAAGAUAUCGAGAGGAAGUUAACAAGUAUUUUGAAGAAAGAGAACAAGCACUGUUUAAGCUUACAGAGAAAAUGAAAACUAAGGAUGAAGAACUUCUUAGGUCUUUGAAACCCAAAUAUACAAACCUUAAGUCCAAGCUGGAAGAAAUAAAUGUCAAACUUGAAGGACAAAAAAACAACAUGAUACAGUUGUUUAUAGAGACAAAAAGAGCCAAGAAGCUAUUAGAGGUUCUGCAGAAUGACCUUGCUGACAUUAACAAGGAGCAUGUUAUUGACCACUACGAGUUCAGGAAGGAUCCAGCUACAGAGCGUCUUAUUGCAUCUGACACUGGCCUUGGGACUUUAAAAAACAUUGUGACUGAACCGCACAAGGUCGCAACCGCAUCAGCAGAGAGCGACCAUGGCAUAGUAGGACUUACACUUCAGGGAGGUGGCCAAAUGGAAACCAUGGCAACUGCCGAACCUACAGUGAAUCAGGUCACUGUAGACCUGACUAUAUUACGGUUUACACCAGCUAAGAACAUCCCGAUGACGUCUCCAAUUGACAACAAGAAUUGCUACCUGUCUAGCAUGCUCCACCUUGCCGGGUCCAGACUGCUGCUAGCUGACUUUAGCAAAAAAAAUAUCAAGGUGGUGGAUAUGCAGACCAACAGCCUGGUCUUCCAGAUCAGUGUACCGGGUCAGCCAUGGGACAUGUGUCAUCUUCCCGGGGACAGGGUUGCUGUCUCUAUGACCGUUAAGGGUAUUCAGUUCAUGGAGACUGGAGGACAACUCGCUAUGGGUGACCGUAUCGAAGUGGAUGGUGACUGCCGAGGUAUUGCUUACCAUGAAGAUAUGUUGAUAGUGUCCGACUACUAUGGAAAGGUAGCGGUACUGGAUAUGAACGGAAAUGCUAUGAGACAAAUAGAAAGGGAUGGCAAUGGAACGGAACUGUUCAAAUGUCCUUUCUACUUAACAGUGGUGGGUGAAGGUUCGACUGCUUUCAUCUACAUAUCAGACAGGGUCAGGAAUACAAUCACAAAACUCGACAUAAACUUGAACAUCCUCAAGACGUUUCAGGACCCUGCAUUGAAAAGCCUAAGAUCUAUCACGGCACUCGGGGACCAACUGUUAAUCUGUUGUAAUGGAAGUAACACCAAUAUGAUACUUGACUUGUUCACUGUUCAGAUGACACAACUAAUGGGGAAGAAGGAAGCGAUACGAAAUCCACUAUGUGCCUUCUACUGUCCACAACAGAACAAACUUCUUGUCACGGAGGAAGGGAACAAUGUUUUGAAGGUGUACAAUACAAUCGAAUAAUGCCAGCCAAUGGGAUGAAAUGGUUCGAAACAUCAGCAUAACGUUUACUUACCCUUCGCCAUUCAGUUGUUUCAUUCAAUGAGAAUGUUACAUGAACCAUUUCAUGGCACGAUUUGGAUUUAAUGAUGGUUUUUUUUUUAUUGAAUACCGGACCGUAAUAGUUCUUAGCAAAGAAGACACACUAUGAUUUGAUGAGUUUCUAUAUUUGCAUUCGAAGUGCGUACAAAUCCAAAUUUUAUUUGAAAUGUCAUCGAAAAUAAAACAAACAUUUUACCGAAAAUUUAAAUGAUUUUUGUUGUGCAAUGCAUUAUUAUUUUUUAGGCUGCAAUUAACUGUCUGAAAAUUGUAAUUAUCUAUAUAUUUUUUUUAUUAUUAAUUGGGUUGUAAGUCAUUGUGUUGUGUUUUAGCAAUGAUCGCAAAAUGAACCAUUCACCUUCAAUAUAUGAUAUUGUAUCAUG
Messenger RNA from Mya arenaria, 2287 nucleotides. RefSeq lists its product as uncharacterized. The transcript is spliced from 4 exons. Lineage: Eukaryota; Metazoa; Mollusca; Bivalvia; Myida; Myidae. The record is from RefSeq and is a predicted model, not a curated record. The coding region runs from base 18 to 1829 and encodes 603 amino acids.